AUGACUACUCCCAGUGUCACACGUCAAUAUCAGCUCCCUCAGAUCGGCACGUACAACAACCUUGUUUUAACAGAGGGUCAAGUCCCUCUACCGAGAGCAAACGAAGUAUUACUGAAAGUCCACGCCGUUUCUCUUCAAUUCCGCGAUCUCAUCGUCUCAAAGGGGCUGUAUGGUGUCCCGAUGCCUGAUAACUUAAUCCCAUGCUCCGACAUGGCUGGCGAGAUCAUCGCACUUGGAAAGGUCGUUCAAAACUGGAAAGUCGGCGACAGAGUGUGCUCUAACUUUGCGACCGACCAUAUCCACGGACCUACGAACCCGGCUAUCCAAAAGUCCUCAUUGGGUGCUCAAUCCCAUGGCGUUCUGACCCAAUACAAAGUCGUUCCUGCCCACUCACUCGUGGCUAUUCCGGAACAUCUCUCGUACGAGGAGGCGUCGACUCUGCCUUGUGCUGCUUUAACUGCCUACAAUGCCUUGAAUGGCCCUGUUCCCAUCAAGGCAGGAGACUACGUUCUCGUCCUUGGAACCGGCGGAGUUUCGAUUGCUGCCCUGCAAUUUGCGGUGGCUGCGGGCGCCACUGUCAUCGCAACCUCUUCUUCCGACGAGAAGUUGAAGAUUGCUUCGAAACUUGGUGCUAAACACGUCAUCAACUACAACAAGACCCCACAGUGGGAUGAAGAGAUCAAGAAGAUCACUAAAGACGUUGGGGUUGAUCAUGUCAUCGAGGUCGGCGGCCCAGGGACUUUGCAAAAAUCAAUCAACUCUACCCGAGUAGGCAGUGGAUACAUCCAUAUCAUUGGUUUCGUUUCUCAGGACAAGGGCGACUCGAAUCCUAUUCUUCCACUUAUUAGAAACGCGGUCACGCUGCGCGGAAUCCAGAUUGGCUCCGUUGCACAGUUCGAAGACAUGAAUCGACUCAUCACUGCCAACCCCGACGUAACCAGACCAGUCAUUGACAGGGUCUUCGCCUUCGAAAAGGCUAUCGAUGCCUAUGCCCACCUCGAAUCCCAGAAGCAUGUUGGUAAGGUUGUCGUCAAGGUUGCCUGA
This is a messenger RNA of Cyclocybe aegerita, 1044 nucleotides long. NCBI's taxonomy places the organism in Eukaryota, Fungi, Basidiomycota, Agaricomycetes, Agaricales, Hemipholiotaceae. The record is from the annotation of a GenBank genome assembly.